GGAACGACUAUAUUUGCGAAUAGCCAUCAGGCCUCACAGCACAACCAGUCGUGACUGAGCAGACAGCAUGAUCACUCGGGGUAGGAUUGCACAGUACGAAGACUGUGCAAUUUGCGGGGCUCCCGACCGCUGAGCACUGUCUUGUGCCCCUCAUCCAGGCCAAACUCGAAUUUCCAAUGGCCCACUCUUGACAUCUGACAUCACACUGUUGUGAGAGUGACCUUUUGGACACAGCAACAGAGUUGAUAUAACCAUUCCAUUGCAAACGACCCUCUGAUAGCAUCAUCGGACGCCCCAUCGUGCACGGCCUGCAUCUUCUACAGUCCGCCUGACGCAAUGCACCUAUCCCCGCGUCCCCCGCAGGACGACGAGUUCUACAUGCAGGUCACAACGUCGGCAGAUGCUUCCGGCGGUGGUGGCGGCGGCGGCGGCGCCGAUCCAAUUGUCCUUGACGGGCCCGACGCCGCGCGCUUCGGAACACAGUCCUCAUACUAUGACCCCAUGGACAACAUCUUCGGCUCAGACCCCGGUUCACCGGGAGCCACGGCAGGCGACGCGGCCACCACUACCACAUCUCCCGACGAGCGUGACGGCCUCACAGCAGAUCUGCGCCGGCUGAGGGCGCAGCACAACAAGGAAGGGUACCGGGAAGGGAUCAUGGUUGGGAAAGCCGGCAGUAUUCAGGCUGGAUUUGACGAGGGGUAUAGUGUCGGGGCGAAUGUCGGGCUCAAAGCGGGACAGUUGCUCGGUCUGCUGGAGGGGAUCGUAGCGGCCUUAGGUUCCUCACCGUCAAUGCUAGAACAGCAAAGGUCGGAUUCCGCGAAUUCGGCGAUCAAAAUGCACGAAUCGGCCAAGCUGGAGCUGGGCAGCACAGAGUUCUUGUUCUCAGAAACCUAUUGGCAAGCCGAUGGCCAAUGGAAGUACGACGUUCCUGUGUCAAGCUCAACAGCUGAGAAAGACGGCGAAAGUCCUGAACCAACACCCGAGGACGUUGCCAAUGCUCAUCCGAUCAUCGCGAAGUGGACCGCCGUCGUGGAUGACGCAGUUGGCCGCUGGAGCCUGGACCUUGAACUCCCGUCGUUGAAGAGAAAUGACACGAAUGCUCAGGAAGACACAGCCGAGGCCAAGCCGAUAAAGUUGGAGCAGCAGUCACGACAGGCGAUGGAUUGGUAAGAGCGUCUUUGACAUCCAUCGAAUUUUGACGUUUCUCUCGAGGCGGAGAUCUUGGCGCUUCAGAAACUCCAACAUUCACGGCUGCACCAU
Molecule: messenger RNA, 1263 nt
Organism: Microdochium trichocladiopsis
Lineage: Eukaryota; Fungi; Ascomycota; Sordariomycetes; Xylariales; Microdochiaceae
Exons: 1
Coding region: 337-1173 (278 amino acids)
Source: RefSeq, a predicted model, not a curated record